GUGGAUCGUAAACUCCCGAGUUCGUUCCGUCACCUUCUCCGGAAAUUGCCGAGUCCGCCAUAUUAGCCUACUGUCCAGCCAACGCUGCUGUGGUUUAGAAGGCCGAGUAGCCGUAGUGCCCCGAGAGGCAGCCAGCAGACACCAUGCUGCGACUACCUGUUGUCUGCAGGGUUAUAACGAAUGUAGCCCAGGCUUCAAAAAAUAAUGUACGAACAACAUCAACAGCUGCAAGUAACUUGGUUGAAGUGUUUGUGGAUAGCAAACCAGUGCUGGUGGAACCAGGCACCACAGUGCUACAGGCCUGUGAAAAAGUAGGCGUGCAGAUUCCUCGCUUCUGCUACCAUGACCGUUUGUCAGUUGCUGGAAACUGCCGCAUGUGUCUUGUGGAAAUUGAGAAAGCUCCAAAGCCUGUAGCUGCUUGUGCAAUGCCAGUAAUGAAGGGCUGGAAUAUCCUGACAAACUCUGAAAAGACCAAGAAAGCAAGGGAAGGUGUAAUGGAGUUUUUGUUGGCAAACCAUCCAUUGGAUUGUCCUAUUUGUGACCAAGCGGGAGAGUGUGACUUGCAGGAUCAGUCUAUGAUGUUUGGCAGUGAUCGGAGUCGUUUCCUAGAUGGGAAACGUGCUGUGGAGGACAAGAACAUUGGUCCUCUUGUCAAAACUAUUAUGACUCGCUGUAUACAAUGCACUCGAUGUAUAAGGUUUGCCAUUGAGAUUGCUGGAGUAGAUGAUCUGGGAACUACAGGAAGAGGAAACGAAAUGCAAGUUGGUACCUAUGUUGAGAAAAUGUUCAUGUCUGAGCUCUCUGGAAAUAUCAUCGACCUCUGCCCUGUUGGAGCAUUAACCUCCAAACCAUAUGCAUUCACAGCUCGUCCUUGGGAAACCAGAAAGACCGAAUCCAUCGAUGUUCUGGAUGCCCUCGGUAGUAACAUUGUGGUAAGCACAAGAGGUGGAGAAGUAAUGAGAAUCCUGCCUAAAAUUAACGAGGACAUCAAUGAAGAAUGGAUCUCUGAUAAAACCAGAUUUUCUUAUGAUGGUUUGAAGCGGCAGAGGCUGACACAACCAAUGGUCAGAGAUGACACAGGUCAUUUGGUUAACGCAACGUGGGAAGAUGUUCUAGCCCGAGUGGCUGGAGUGCUGCAAAAUGUUCAGGGCUCAUCUGUUGCUGCUAUUGCUGGAGGACUAGCUGAUGCAGAGGCACUUAUUGCGCUUAAAGACUUGUUGAACAGGCUGAAUUCAGAUGUCUUGUGCACAGAGGAAGUGUUCCCCAACACUGGAGCUGGCACUGAUUUGCGUUCAAAUUAUCUCCUGAAUUCAAGAAUUAAUGGUGUUGAAGAAGCUGAUUUUCUGCUGCUAGUUGGGACAAACCCACGUUAUGAAGCCCCGUUGUUUAAUGCAAGGAUUCGUAAGAGCUGGCUUCAAAAUGACCUGCAGGUGGCAGUGGUUGGAAGUGCUGUGGACUUGACUUACACAUAUGAUCAUUUGGGAGAGUCCCCUCAGAUACUCAAGGAGAUUGCAUCAGGAAAGCACCCAUUCAGCAAGGUUCUUGCACAAGCCAAGAAGCCCAUGGUAGUUGUUGGUAGCAAUGCCUUGCAGCGCAAAGAUGGGGCAGCCAUUCACGCAGCAGUUUCUGCCAUUGCACAAAAUGUAAGGACUAGCAGUGGCGUUGGCGAGGAAUGGAAAGUGCUGAAUGUUCUGCACAGAGUUGCAAGUCAGGUCGCUGCCUUAGAUCUUGGUUACAAGCCUGGAGUGGAUGCUAUACGAAGGAACCCUCCAAAAGUAUUGUUCCUACUUGGUGCUGAUGCAGGCACUAUUACACGUCAGGAUUUGCCAAAAGACUGCUUCAUUAUCUACCAAGGUCAUCAUGGGGAUGUAGGAGCACCUAUUGCAGAUGUUAUUCUCCCAGGGGCUGCUUACACGGAAAAACCAGCAACCUAUGUUAACACAGAAGGCAGGGCCCAGAGAACCUUUGUGGCUGUCACUCCCCCUGGCUUGGCAAGAGAGGACUGGAAAAUUAUUCGUGCCAUUUCAGAGUUGGCAGGUAUCACCCUCCCAUAUGACGAUCACGAUGCUGUCCGAGACAGAUUGGAACAAGUUUCUCCAAACUUAGUUCGAUAUGAUGAGGUAGAAGAAGCAAAUUAUUUCAAGCAGGCAACAGAGCUGUCAAAGCUUGUUAACCAGCAAGUGCUUAUAGAUCCUCUGAUCGCCGCUCAGCUGACCAUUAAAGAUUUCUAUAUGACCGAUCCCAUCUCCCGGGCAUCACAGACAAUGGCCAAGUGUGUGAAAGCUGUAACCGAAGGAGCACAAGCUGUAGAUGAGCCAUCCAUUUGCUAAACAGUCAUUGCAAUCUCUUCAAAACUGUGUGAGCUUCUGUCCACCCUAGCCUGAUUUUAAAAAAUAAGGGGUGAUCUAUAGAACAGUGGUGGCUAGCCAUAGUAACUGCAGCUUUUGUAGACUGCAUUUCCAUCAAUGCACAGCCAUUAUGGGAGAGGUGGCCCACAUCAGCUGCAGUACCAAGGAUUUGCUGUACCACCUAUAUUAGAGCAAUGCUGGAUUGCUGCUUUACAUCUGUGCUUGUUUGAAAGCAUAUUUAAUGGUUAUGUGCACCUGAAUACAAAUGAUGCAUCAAAAAUAAAAUGGUGUGUGUAAAAACUACUUAUAAUCUUAUUAAAACAGUUUAUUACAAA
Molecule: messenger RNA, 2683 nt
Organism: Pelobates fuscus (common spadefoot toad)
Lineage: Eukaryota; Metazoa; Chordata; Amphibia; Anura; Pelobatidae
Gene: NDUFS1
Product: NADH:ubiquinone oxidoreductase core subunit S1
Exons: 19
Coding region: 144-2330 (728 amino acids)
Biological process (GO): ATP synthesis coupled electron transport; cellular respiration
Cellular component (GO): membrane
Molecular function (GO): iron-sulfur cluster binding; NADH dehydrogenase (ubiquinone) activity
Source: RefSeq, a predicted model, not a curated record